UCCUCAAGACGUCGAACGGAGACAUCGGACCUGAAUAUGGCUCUUCUCAACCGGUCGUGCUGCGUCUGCUCCCUUAAGACGGGCACUCGCUACGUCGGCAUAUUUUACAUUGCCGUCAGAGCGUUCAUGCUUCUCCUGUACAUCACAACUCUGCAAGACCCCAAAAGCUGGAAAGAGUCGACGAACGACAAAUACGAGGCGUUGCACGACUUGCUUAUCCUGCUCAGCUGCGAAUGCGGCCUCAACAUCGUUGUGAGCGUCAUCCUGUUUGCAUCGACAGUGAAGCCUAAACGUUACCUGAUAUUACCUUGGCUCAUGUGGAACACCAUUGGUGUUCUCGUAGUGAAAGUCACAUGCAUCCACGUGGUCAUCGAGCGUUACCACCUAGACGUGAGUUGAUCUUUGCUUUUAUGGAUAUGCGUUCGUUUAUCUACAGGUUUCAUGCAACA
Dermacentor silvarum is the source of this 449-nucleotide messenger RNA. RefSeq lists its product as uncharacterized. Bases 37 to 399 code for a protein of 120 amino acids. Lineage: Eukaryota; Metazoa; Arthropoda; Arachnida; Ixodida; Ixodidae. The transcript has 4 exons. The record is from RefSeq and is a predicted model, not a curated record.